CCGCAUCCCGCUUCCCGCCCUGCCCGCUCCCGGCUCGCAGACCCCCGGCCUUCUGCAGCCGCUCGCCCUCCCGCGUCCGCACUAACCAUCCCGCUCCCGAGGCCUGAGCGCCGCUUGGCAGUCCUCGGGUGCCUCGAGCUUCCUCCGUGCGCCUUGAUGACCCUAAGAGACCGAUGGCUUCCUUUAGAAAGGCUCAGGGACGCGGGGGAGUAGGGUUGAAAAGUACCGGCCACAGACCCUGGCCGAUCUCAUUUCUCAUCAGGACAUUCUGAGUACCAUUCAGAAGUUCAUCAGUGAAGACCGUCUGCCGCACCUGCUUCUCUAUGGCCCUCCGGGGACAGGAAAGACAUCCACCAUCCUGGCCUGUGCCAAGCAGCUGUACAAAGAUAAAGAGUUCGGCUCCAUGGUCUUGGAGCUGAAUGCUUCCGAUGACCGAGGAAUAGAUAUCGUUCGGGGGCCCAUCCUCAGCUUUGCCAGCACAAGGACCAUCUUCAAGAAAGGGUUUAAGCUUGUGAUCCUGGAUGAAGCUGAUGCCAUGACUCAAGAUGCCCAGAAUGCCUUGAGACGAGUGAUUGAGAAGUUCACAGAAAACACCAGGUUUUGCCUCAUCUGUAACUAUCUGUCCAAGAUCAUCCCUGCCUUGCAGUCAAGGUGCACAAGGUUCCGAUUUGGCCCUCUGACGCCAGAGCUCAUGGUUCCUCGCCUGGAGCAUGUAGUGGAAGAGGAGAAUGUUGACGUAAGUGAAGACGGAAUGAAAGCCCUCGUCACUCUGUCCAGUGGGGAUAUGCGAAGGGCUUUGAACAUUCUGCAGAGUACCAAUAUGGCCUUUGGGAAGGUGACAGAAGAGACUGUCUACACCUGCACCGGGCAUCCCCUCAAGACAGACAUUGCCAACAUUCUGGACUGGAUGCUGAAUCAAGACUUCACCACCGCCUACAGAAACAUCAUGGAGCUGAAGACUCUCAAGGGCUUGGCUCUGCAUGACAUCCUGACCGAGGUUCACUUGUUUGUGCACAGAGUUGACUUUCCAUCUUCGGUUCGGAUACAUUUAUUGACCAAGAUGGCAGACAUCGAGUACAGACUGUCCGUGGGCACCAAUGAGAAGAUACAGCUGAGCUCCCUCAUCGCUGCAUUUCAAGUCACCAGAGACCUGAUUGUCUCAGAGGCCUAGAUGCUCCAUGUCCUGCUGGCCCGACCUCAGGCCCAUCGGUGACAGGACAGAGGACUUGCUUACCUGUGAAGUAUUGCCCUGGACCACUGGACAAAAGCGCUCACAGAAGUCUCCCCAGGCAUUGGGGCAAUGAUCUCUGUGGCUGUUUGAGUGAAGACCUACAGAGCAACAUUAAUCUCUAGCAGUCCACACUGCUUGUCUUUGGUAGGGGAAAAUAAGUCUCUGGGUGGGGGUAUGUCUUUGAAGUCAGUUGCCGGGAUGACAACAUUUGUCUUAUCUGUUAGGUCUGCAGUUAAUGUUCAAAUUGAACACACUUCAGAUGUCUUCCAACUCAAGGUCUGCAUCUCUGAAUUUAAACGUUCUCACUUUUGUA
Molecule: messenger RNA, 1544 nt
Organism: Onychomys torridus (southern grasshopper mouse)
Lineage: Eukaryota; Metazoa; Chordata; Mammalia; Rodentia; Cricetidae
Gene: Rfc5
Product: replication factor C subunit 5
Exons: 11
Coding region: 404-1171 (255 amino acids)
Biological process (GO): DNA repair; DNA-templated DNA replication
Cellular component (GO): DNA replication factor C complex; nucleus
Molecular function (GO): ATP binding; DNA clamp loader activity; DNA binding
Source: RefSeq, a predicted model, not a curated record